Messenger RNA from Ambispora leptoticha, 605 nucleotides. NCBI's taxonomy places the organism in Eukaryota, Fungi, Glomeromycota, Glomeromycetes, Archaeosporales, Ambisporaceae. The record is from the annotation of a GenBank genome assembly.
UAUCUACAGACGUACUGAGUCCUUGGGAGCAAACAUUGUUGAAUGAGUUGUUAGACCUGCGAGCGAAGCUUGCAACCUCAUCUUCAUCAGCUACUAAGCGACGUUUUUCAAACCUGGAUAACUAUGAAGAAGAACAACAAACAAACGUAAAGAAAAUUCAGAGCUAUCCUUCUCUCUCAUCUUUUGCCCUCUUUAAUACUCUUAUUUAUCAUCAUGUUAAGGACAAGCAGUUACUUAUUCACCGUCCCCCAGAAUGCGUUGAGCCGCCAGUACAAGUUUAUCACAAUGUUUUCACAAAAAUAUACCGCAGUGAACACGAGCGUUCUAUAGUGUUUAAAGAAAAAAUUCGUAAAUUAUUUGGUGAGGAAUUAAGAGUAAUUAGCCUGGAAGAUGAUUCUUCAAAUGGCGUGUUAGAAUCUAAUGUCUUUUCAAAAAGUGUUUUACGUUUUCUUGUUGAGAUGAAAAAUGAAAUUGGCACUGGUAGCUGUGAUCCAACUAUCCAGGCUGGAGCUUCUUUUGCAAAAUAUUAUAUCCAAGAGACAUAUGGGGAAGUACUUAAAUGGUGCAACUGGCCGUUAUUUAUCUUAUGCUUAGCUGAACCGUGG